Messenger RNA from Drosophila obscura, 1597 nucleotides. Its product is annotated as protein kinase 4. Gene Ontology annotation, molecular function: chitin binding. Gene Ontology annotation, cellular component: extracellular region. The record is from RefSeq and is a predicted model, not a curated record. The transcript is spliced from 5 exons. Lineage: Eukaryota; Metazoa; Arthropoda; Insecta; Diptera; Drosophilidae.
CAACUUCAAACGCGGCAACACGUGCACCCCAGACGCUCCAAACCGAAACGAAGCACCUCCAGCGUUCGUUAAGAAGUUCGAAGUUGUGAAAUAGUAACCGAACAGAAAAAAAAUCACAUUUAAAUUACGUAUUACCCCGAAAUAAAAACCCGAAAAAUCACAGACAUCAUGGAAGCAACAGCGAACAAAUCACCGCAGCAGCAGCAGCAGCAGCAGCAACAACAUCAGAAGAGCAGCAGCAGCAUCUCCACGUACCACUGCCUCGGCCUACUGAUUGUCGUGUUCGGAGUACUCUCGAUGCUGCUGGCAGGGAACUGUGUCAAUGGGCAAAUCGAUGGCUACAUUGCUGGCGAGGACUAUCCAGCGUACGAUGCGGUGCCCAAGGGUCUGGCCUUCAACUGCCAGGGACGCCAGCCAGGCUACUAUGCGGACACAGAGACGCGUUGUCAGGUGUGGCAUUGGUGCCUGCAUUCCGGCCAUCAGUACUCCUUCCUCUGCCCCAAUGGCACUGUCUUCAAUCAGGCCGUUCGUGUGUGCGAUUGGUGGUCGAAUGUGAACUGCGCCAGCUCCGAGCAGCUCUACCAGAACAACGAUGAGCUCUAUCGCGUCCCAGAGCGCAACCAGCAGCAGCAGCAGCAGCAGCAGCAGCAGAACGAUGUAUGAUAUGAGGCCGAUGAUGAGUAUAAGAUUGGGACAGCAAAUGGAACCAGAGAGCGGGGCGGCAGACAGCGGCAAUUUCAGCAAGCACAAUACAAUAGCAACAGCAACAGCAACACUAUCAACAGCAGUAGCAGCAGCAGCAGCAGCAAUAAUAGAAUCCUAGAUAGCAGCGACUACAAUAAAAUGACCAAAAAUAGUUUUAGAGGUAGCAUGAGAUACAGUACCAAUCCUCAAUCAACAUACUCAUCAUCACAGCAGCAGAAGCAACAGCAGCAGAAGCAGCAGCAACAGCAGCAGCAGCAACAACAGCAGCAGAAGGAGAAGCAGCAGCAGCAGCAGCAACAUAAUUCUAGUAAAAGUAAUAGCGAAAGGAAAUCAAAGCCUAGCAGUAGCAGUAAGCAGAAAAAUAGAGCUAACCAUAGUAGAGUAGAGAGCAACCAAACUAGAUCUAGGAAUCGCACACAUCACAACAGCAACAGCAACGGCAGCAACAGCAGCAGCAGCAGCAGCAACAAUCAGAAAAGGAAGAACAACAGCAGCAACAGCAACCAGAAAAAGAAGAACAACAGCAGCAGCAGCAGCAGUCCACGGGGCAUGCAACGCUACAACACAAAUCAAUUCGAAAACGAUGCAGAGCUCAAGGAUUACAAGAGCAAAAUCAAGAACAAAUACAACAUCGACUAUGAUCAUUCUUUGGAUGAAGAAUAUGAAAUAAUCGAAGCCAUUGAAUGAAUUAAUUUGGCUUGGCUUGGCUUGGCUGUACGCUGGUUGUUCUCAUUGUUUAACGCAAUUAAACAAUAACAGAAACCAAAAUUGGCGCCAACUUUGUGACCUCUGCUUUGGACUCUGUUCAAAUGUUUCCCAAAAUUAUCUUUUGUACAUACAUAUACAUAUAAAAACAAAACAUCCUUAUCAUUGUUAAAUACCAAUAACAUUU